Messenger RNA from Hypomesus transpacificus, 5020 nucleotides. Its product is annotated as phosphatidylinositol 4-kinase beta-like. Bases 186 to 3236 code for a protein of 1016 amino acids. Gene Ontology annotation, biological process: phosphatidylinositol phosphate biosynthetic process; phosphatidylinositol-mediated signaling. The record is from RefSeq and is a predicted model, not a curated record. NCBI's taxonomy places the organism in Eukaryota, Metazoa, Chordata, Actinopteri, Osmeriformes, Osmeridae. The transcript has 11 exons. Gene Ontology annotation, molecular function: 1-phosphatidylinositol 4-kinase activity. Gene Ontology annotation, cellular component: membrane; cytoplasm.
UUUAAAAAUCUAAUGAGGCGGAGCGUUCAGCAGAGGGGCAUUCUAAUUCAGAUUUCCGCAGCAACAUCAGGCUUGGGUUGAUAUUCGAGUCAGGGAUCUACAGAGUUAUCCCGUGUGGAAAUAAAAUCCCAUGGAUAUAUCGAGACCCUGAAAUCGGACCCUUUAUUAAAAAGGUGUGCAGAGUCAUGGCUGACCUGGAGGUGUACCUGUCUCCCUCCCAGAUGGAGGCCCUUCACCUGAGCCCCACCCUCUCCUCCACCUCCUCCACCACCUUCUCCUGCCCCUCCUCGCCCGGCUCCUCCUCCACCUCCUCCGCCUGCUCCGACUGCUCCUGCGACUGCCCCGGCCGGGGGGACCGGGACCUGCCCUCCCAGCUGCAGCGCGGCCGGCCCCGCUCCUCCAGCCCCAGCGCCAGCCCUCGCUCCUCCAGCCCCAGCAGCAGCAGCAGCGGAGGGGGCAGCAGCAUCAGCAGCGAGGGCCCGAGGGGUGGCAGCCCCCCGCUGGACGCCAUCUCCGAAGACGCCCUGGAGCUCGACCUGGCCAGCGACGUCGAGGUCGGGGACACGGCGGAAAAGCUUGCCGGUACGGAGUUGAAGGUCGUCGACCCGGAGGUGGCUCUGAAGGUCGUCGACGCGGAAGUGACUCUGAAGGUCGUCGAGCCGGAAGUGGCUCUGAAGUUUGUCGACCCGGAAGUGGCUCUGAAGAUCAUUGACCCGGAAGUGGCUCUGAAGGUCAUCGACCCGGAAGUGUCUCUGAAGGUCAUCGACCCGGAAGUGGCUCUGAAAGCGUGCCAGCAAGUGCUCCAAAAGGUCAAGCUCCUGAAGGGCGAGGUGGACGCGGGGUCAGAGGUCUUGGACAGGUGCAGCCCUCAGCGACGCCCGCUCAACGGGGGCGGGGCCUACCUGGAGCCCUGCGAUACCUCCUCCAUCAAGGAGGAAGACGAGGAAGAGGAGGAGGAGGAGGAGGGGGAAGGGGGGCGGCACCCGACACCGCGCUGCGUCGACGUGACCCCUCCGCCCGCCCCGCCUCCGGGCCUCUCCCCCUCCCCCUCCUCCUCGUCCAAACAAUCCUGGCUCCUCCGCCUGUUCGAGUCCAAGCUCUUCGACGUCUCCAUGGCGAUCUCCUACCUGUACAAGUCCAAGGAGCCCGGCGUGCAGGCCUACAUCGGCAACCGCCUCUUCAGUUUCCCCGACGACCACGUGGACUUCCACCUGCCCCAGCUGCUCAACAUGUACGUCCACAUGGACGAGGAGGUGAGCGAGGCCAUCCGGCCGUACGUGGUCCACCGCUGCCGGGCCAGCAUCUCCUUCUCCCUGCAGACGGCCUGGCUCCUGGGGGCCUACUCCUCCGACAUGCACAUCUCCACCCAGCGCCACUCGCGAGGCACGCGCCUGCGCAAGCUCAUCCUCUCCGACGAGCUCAAGCCCCAGGGAGGGGCGGCUCAGGGUGCCGCGGGAGCCCAGCCAGGGGCUUCCAGUCCUGGGCUGAGGGACUGCGGUAGGCCCCAUCACCACCACCACCACCAUCAUCAUCACGCGUCGCCCCCCAGCCCGGCCUCCCCCGCCCUGGGCUGCCCCGGUCCGGCCGAGGCCUCUCUGUCGCCCUCCAGGAGGACCCACCAGAGGUCGAAGUCGGACGCCACGGCGACCGUCUCCCUCGGGGGCAGUCUGAGGAGAACUGGAAGCAACCCCAAGGUGGAGACGGGACACGAUGAGCCGGACCGUCUCCGGCCCCAGAGGGAGUUCGUCAAGUCCCUGAUGGGCAUCGGCAAGCGCCUGGCCACGCUGCCCACCAAGGAGCAGAAGACCCAGCGUCUGAUCUCGGAGCUGUCGCUGCUCAACCACAAGUUGCCCUCCCGCGUCUGGCUGCCCACCGCCGCCUUCGACCACCACGUGGUGCGCGUGCCGCACACCCAGGCCGUGGUGCUCAACUCUAAAGACAAGGCUCCCUACAUCAUCUACGUGGAGGUCCUGGCGUGCGACAGCUUCGAGACGUCCUGCGUCCCCGCCCGCAUCCCCGAGGCCCGCAUCCGGACCGCCCGCUCGGCCGAGAACCUUCCGGAGUGCGCCGGGAGCGGCGGCGUCGGCGGGAUCACGGCGGAGCAGCGCGCGUCCAGCUUCUCCACCGUGCCCAACUACGACAACGACGAGGAGGCAUGGGCGCUGGACGACAUGGACGAGCUGCAGGUGGGCCUGGAGGGCGGUGGGGCGGCCGGCGCCAGCGACACCGUCUCCCAGUUCUCCAUGGACAGCCUCACCAGCCUGGAGAGCAAGGAGCCCGUGUUCAUCGCUGCUGGGGAUAUCAGGCGCCGCCUGUCGGAGAACCUGGCCCACACCCCCACCACGUUCCGCCGUGACCCGGAGGACCCCUCGGCCGUGGCGCUGAAGGAACCCUGGCAGGAGAAAGUCAGUCGUAUCAGGGAGGGCUCCCCCUAUGGCCACCUCCCUUCGUGGCGGCUGCUGUCGGUCAUAGUGAAGUGUGGAGACGACUUGAGGCAAGAGCUGCUGGCCUUCCAGGUGCUCAGCCAGCUACAGUCUAUCUGGCAGCAGGAGAGGGUGCCCCUGUGGAUCAAGCCCUACAAGAUCCUGGUGAUGUCAUCAGACAGCGGCAUGAUUGAACCCGUGCUGAACGCUGUGUCCUUGCAUCAGGUGAGGAAGCAGAGCCAGCUGUCCCUGCUGGACUACUUCCUGCAGGAGCACGGCAGCUACACCACCGAGAACUUCCUGUCCGCCCAGAGGAACUUUGUCCAGAGCUGCGCGGGCUACAGCCUCAUCUGCUACCUGCUGCAGGUCAAAGACAGGCACAACGGGAACAUCCUGCUGGACUCGGAGGGGCACAUCAUCCACAUCGACUUUGGCUUCAUCCUCUCCAGCUCUCCUCGGAACCUGGGCUUCGAGACCUCCGCCUUCAAGCUCACCAGCGAGUUUGUGGACGUGAUGGGGGGUCUCGAUGGAGACAUGUUCCUCUACUACAAGAUGCUGAUGCUGCAGGGCCUCAUCGCUGCCAGGAAGCACAUGGAGAAGGUGCUCCAGAUCGUGGAGAUCAUGCAGCAAGGUUCCCACCUGCCGUGUUUCCACGGCUCCAGCACCAUCCGCCAGCUGAAGGAGCGUUUCCACAUGUCCCUGACGGAGGAGCAGCUGCAGGUGCUGGUGGAGCAGAUGGUGGACGGCUCCAUGCGCUCCAUCACCACCAAGCUGUACGACGGCUUCCAGUACUUCACCAACGGCAUCAUGUGAACACACAGACACACACACAGGCGGAGGACAGAAACACACACGUACACACGCUGACAGUAGAUGGAAAGGACAGCACACACACACACACACACACACAGAGGAAAAACAUGUUUACACACACGCAUGCAGGCGUACUCGCGGGUGGAGAUGCAUGGCUUGCCUCAACAGCAUACUUGAAGUCAUGCAUACACACCCUCACACUACACACCCUGUCUGGAAACUGCGUGUGAGCCCUCCUUCCAGAACCCUAUCUUCUCCUCCUCCUCCUCCUCAAUGCACCUUAUGAGAAAGUUCCGGAGGGAUAAACAGGGGUUUGGAAACCUCCUGCUGUGAGUGGAGGUAUGAAAUUGAAUAUGGGGAGGGGCAACAUGUGAAUGGGAGGACUCAAGAGAAUGUGGGAGGAGCCGAAAGGGGCGCAGCGAAUGACCAAUGACUGUCAUUGGAACUCCUGUGCAACGGUAGCAGGAUGGAGACUCCAUGAGUUGCACAUGCCUAACCAGCUGUACUUGUAAACUUUGUUCCUUGAGAACAGAGACGGGCUCUCAGGAGCCUGGGGGAAAGGCUACUGUGUAGAGUCUGUGGAAGCACAACGUUGAACCGUAUCAAGGUUCUCAAAAAGAACGUUUUCUUUCUUUGCUCUCAGAGAAUGCGUUUGGCGUUUGCGUUUGACUAAGAGCAUCCUGGGAGAGAGAGAGAGAAUGUAAGAAAAGAGACUGUAAACCAUCUAAUGCGUGAUUGUUUAUCUAUCUUGGUGGCCUAAUUCUGUUUCACCAAGGAUCAGGUUUAGGCAGUCCAGGUUUUUCGAGUAAACUGGAAGUUUUAUGUGAACUAAGACCAACUAACAGCCAAACGUUUGUGUUUUUGCUUUCUAAUUUUCAAACCUUCAACGUUGAACCAAAAUGACUACCUGUGGUAAAAUGACAAACCCGUUGCAACAGAUUUAUGCAAAAACUCAUAUUGAUGUUCCACUAACGUAAGUCUGUAACCCUUUACUAAGUGUGUAUAUUAAUGCAUUAUUAUAAUUAUGCUUAUUAAUGUUAUUACAACAAGCAUAUGUUUCGUUGAUGUGAUUUUACAUAUUUAACUAACGCUCGACAACAACACCCGCCAGCUGGGUGGCGAAUGGAUUGUAACUCCAGCGAAACCGGGAGAGAAAGCUGUCUUGGAGCGGACGAUUUGUACUUAACGGGAGAUGGGAUGUUCUCUCACCGUGAGAAUCUCUCGGCCUGAAAUACCAUUCUUCGUAUUCAAAAACAGAAUGAACUCAGCCCCUGGAUAUGUGAAUGUUUUAUAUGAUACUCUACUAAACGCGUUUUCUUUUGAUGUAUUUUUGUUCUUUUUCGUCAGUCUCCGACACCAUUGUGUAUAUUCAGUAUUGGCUGUUUCUGACACUGGCUGCCUGGGUUUUAACUGUCAAUCAAGUAGCGGCAGAUGCCACUGAGUGGCAGAUAAACCGACGGAGCUUGGAACCACUAAUGACGGGCAGGAAGUGUGUGCUCGUUCCUGCGCUAGUUAGUUAGCUUAGUUAUUUAGUGAAGUCGAUAGGUGUUCCUGUGAGCAAACUGAUGCCUUGAGUCGUACUGAAGGUACAACUGUUUAUCAAUGCAAAUGUUCCCGCGACAACGAGGGCGUGCCGGUCAUGUUCCCAGGAAGUGCUUUAUUAAGGAAGUUUGAUCUCUUCUGACCUUUUUAAAAGACAUGUCCGUAGUGGGAUCCAUGAAAUGACCUUGACCUUUGACCCCAAUUUCCCAAAACGGUCAACCAUCGCUGACCCCAAUCCUGAU